CACUCUCUUUUGGGCUCUUCCCUUUCACUGGUUUAUUGACUUAGUAAAAACCAAGAAAAGGAAAAAAGAUGGGAAAACAUAACUGUUUUACACUAAAAAAGAAGAUCAUACUGAUCAUCACUUCUCCAUAGCCAAGGAAAAAAAAAAAAAAAAACUUUAAUUUGUGAUUCUAAUGGAAGAUGAUGAUAAUCCCAAGCUAUUCCCUCAUCCACAACGUCAUUCCUCUUCAUCUUCCUCAAUGACCCUUUUUUCAAGAUUGGAUCAUUUGGAUUUUGUUAUGAAGGAGUUGGAGAAGAAACAGAGAUUGGAGAGAUUGUUUGGAGAGAGUAAUUUAGAAGAAGGAAUGGGAGGAAGAAGCAUAUCAAUGGAUGUUGCACUAAAAGACACUUACUCUAAAGGUUCACUGUUGGAUCGUGUGGCAGCUCUUGAGCAUAGACUUCUUCAGAUGCAGCUAUGUUUGGAGAUGGAAUCAGGAAGCUCCUCAAAUCCUUCAUCAUUAACAACUUCAUCACAAACAUCAUCGUCACUUGAGAUUACUUCUUCUUCUUCUCCAAAAAAGUUUUGCAAUGGACAAACAUCAUCUUCUUCAUACCCCACAUUUCAUUAUCCCAACAAUGGAACAACUUCACAAGUUUCUCAAUUUCAGGAGAAGCCUCAAAGACAACAACAGAAGAAGAAGCAACAAAGUACUCCAAAAGGUCAAGUAGUAGUUGGUAAGACAAUGACUGAAAAGGAUGAAGUAGGAUCUUGCAAAAAUGUGAAGAAAGGGAAUAAUCCUUCUGCUUUCAAAUGGCCACACUUGAGAAUGUUUGGUUGUUAAUGCUUUCUUUUCUUCAAUUUCCCUCUUUCCUUCUUUCUUUCUUACUAUUGAAAAUAUGACUGAAUAGUACUUAAAAUACAUCAGUACUUGAUUGUAGCUUAAAUUCUUGAGUUCUACUUGUUGACCGGUUUAUUAUAAAGAUGAUGAUUUUACGUUUAAA
Messenger RNA from Cucumis sativus (cucumber), 980 nucleotides. RefSeq lists its product as uncharacterized. The record is from RefSeq and is a predicted model, not a curated record. Lineage: Eukaryota; Viridiplantae; Streptophyta; Magnoliopsida; Cucurbitales; Cucurbitaceae. Bases 173 to 820 code for a protein of 215 amino acids. The transcript has 4 exons.